GGUGAGCACAAAGCGAACUAUUCUUUCGCCUUUUACUAAAGAAUACCGUGUGCUCUCCACGCUAAGUGGCAUACGCCUAUUUUUGGAGGGCUCUCACUUCACUAUGGAGAGCUCAGUAUCAGUUUGCAGUUUCCCGUCUGCUGCUUUGAAAUGGCAUCCAGAUAAACACCAAGGGCUUUUUCAGGAAAAGGUUGCAUUUAUAUUAUGAUGAUCAUUUGCAGAAACUUAUAGUGGUGGAAAUUCAGAUGCAUAUAAAUUACUCUGUUCUUCACUCUUUUGACGUUUUUACUGACCAAAUUCAUGCCAAGACCAUUCAAAAGAUUGGUUCUGAAUAUUUUAGAGACUGUCCACUGGUUCGUUUUUGUUGGCGAUUAAACUUGAGGUUAUGGAUAGUAUCGAAUGUCAUAAAGUUGAGAAGAGGUUUGUGGUAUGUUUAUGGAUAGUAUCGAAUGAAUAGAGUCAGAAGAGAAUAUAUUCGGAUUGGGUCCCGGAUUCACUCGGUUCACCCAUUUAGAGUCAUUAGGGGACACACCAAGUUUUUGCAAAUCAUAGCUGCACAAACUUUUAAGCAGAAAGAGAGGGAGAUGGGUGUAUCGAAGGAGCAAGUCGAAGCUUCAUUGACUUCAAAACUCAAUCCUGUUCAUCUGGAAGUCAUCGACACAUCUGGAGGCUGCGGGGCGAGUUUUGUUGUUGAGAUUGUCUCGGAACAGUUUGAAGAGAAGAGAUUGCUCGAGAGGCACCGCAUUAUAAACGCUGCUCUUGAAGAAGAGAUGAAAGAAAUCCAUGCCCUCUCUAUAAAAAAGGCUCAAACUCCACAACAAUGGAAGCCAAUAUCACAACUCUCUGAAACAAUUCCAACCACAGAGGCUUGAAGAGAAAAGAACAAGAGAGAUCUUAGCUGUUGUAUUAAUCUCGCACCCUUACUAAGAUACAAAAAGCUGUAUUUAAAACUUUGACCUGUUCCAAGGUAAGCUAAUAAGCUUGUACUUUAAUAAUCAUGGAAACUACUUAUGAAUUCCAACACAAAUACUAAGCU
Messenger RNA from Camelina sativa (false flax), 1036 nucleotides. The record is from RefSeq and is a predicted model, not a curated record. Lineage: Eukaryota; Viridiplantae; Streptophyta; Magnoliopsida; Brassicales; Brassicaceae.